AUGUCUGCAGACUUGUGGGCCGAGUUCGGUCAGGCCUCGGGCGCUGCGCAAAGCUCCGGCGGCCCAACGCAAACAGCGCGGCCGGUGUCACGCUCCCUCAUAGAUGGGGUAGAUCAAUCAGGGGACUUCUUUUUCGGUAUAGCCUCAAAAGUUCCUAUUCAGGCCGCGGCACCUACCCAGCCGUAUGACCGGAGGGUUGAAUCACCAUCGAUUCAUCGUCCUCCAGCGGCCAUACGGCAGGCAGUCACCCGGCCUCAGCCUGCUGUGUUCAACCUUCCCCCGCCGCAUGACAGUGAUGUGUUAUUUGAUGCUGCCGAGGAUACACCGGCUGGCAGCUCUGAUGAUGACGAAUGGGGUGAAUUUGCGGGUCCAGAGACCAGUGCCACUCAACCGCAUCAGCUGGCGCAUUUGAACACAGGCUCAGAAGCGCAGACCCCCGCCAGCCAGCACAUUUCUGGGGCCGUCGACUUACUCGGAGAGUUGUCAAUAUCAGACUCGAUUGUGACUUCAGACGUGCCAGUACCAUCUCCACCCAACGAUCCGUCCUCUCAGUCGGGGUGGAAUGACGAUUCAUUUGGAGACUGGGGGGAUUUCACUGAAGCUCAGCCCGUUCAGUCCAAUCCAUCUGAAGCUCCCACAAAGUCAUCCUUGACUGAGAAGGACUCAAUUAUGGAGUGGGAUGACUUCACGGACGGCGCUCCUGCUCCUGCACGCUCCUUUGAGCCCAAUGCAAAUCGGUCAUAUGUGCAAGCCAGCCCUUCAAAGAAACUACCUUCACCGACAACAAAGGCAUCCGCUGUCCAGUCCAGAAAUGUUUCGAAGCCUCAGUCGGCCAAAGAAUCCAAGUCACAAGCUGCAAACUGGGAUGAGGACUCAUUCGAGGACUGGGCCGACUUCAACGAUGAGCCAGAGCCAAAACGUCCGCAAGUGCAUUCAGCCUCUACCCCCAGGCAGGCACAAUCUUCACGAACAACCACCGUAACAACUUCAACACCGUCCAUGCGGACUUCUACCCCAACCUCAGCAGCUUCCAGCUCGACUGUCCGCCCUACCAACAUCCCACCACCGUCUAUCCUACUUGAACACCUCCUUUCGCUUCUGAGCACAAUCGCCAAAGAAGCCCAAACCGCCCAAGCCCGCCCAGCCUCGCAACGAGAACACGCCGCCGCAAAGAUCCAAAACACCUUGCACUCAGCAGCCCGGAUCAUCGCAGGCCGCACCUAUCGCUGGAAGCGCGACACCAUCUUGGCGCAGAGCAUGCGAAUCGGGCCCGCCCGCGCCGGAAAAUCAGGCGGCAUGAAGCUCAACGCCGUCAACAAGCAUGAAAAUGUCAAAGAGGAGCAAGACGCUGUCGACCUCCUCGCCCUGUGGCGUGAACGCGCUUCGGUUUUCAACGCUGUGGUCCAGUCCGUCGGCCUCAAACCUAUUCCUGCUGUGCCUAAUCCCACAGCGCUGAGAGUCUUUACAGCUCGCGCUGAUCACGGUGCCAUCAAGGCGACUCAUCCUUGUGCACUCUGUGCUUUGAAGAGAGAUGAGAGAGUUGCCAAAGUCGAUGAAGAGGAGGUGCAGGAUAGCUUUGGUGAAUGGUGGACGGACCACUGGGGACAUACUGGGUGUCGAAUCUUUUGGGAGGAGAACAGGGGCCUACUAAUGCAACGGUGA
Penicillium oxalicum is the source of this 1662-nucleotide messenger RNA. RefSeq lists its product as uncharacterized. The record is from RefSeq and is a predicted model, not a curated record. The transcript has a single exon. Bases 1 to 1662 code for a protein of 553 amino acids. Lineage: Eukaryota; Fungi; Ascomycota; Eurotiomycetes; Eurotiales; Aspergillaceae.